Messenger RNA from Phalacrocorax carbo (great cormorant), 7184 nucleotides. Lineage: Eukaryota; Metazoa; Chordata; Aves; Suliformes; Phalacrocoracidae. The record is from RefSeq and is a predicted model, not a curated record.
UCUCCAGUGGAGCUGGAGAACAGGCUUCAAUGAAAACUGCAGCUGUAUGGAGAUUGCAGGCACCACAAUCACUAUUUCCUCUACCUGACCUGGUAGCCUUGUUGCCUAGCAAAGGUGGGAUGAUUUAUCUCUGUCUCUAGAUUGGUCCCUUUUCUUUGCUGCACAAGAGAACUGUUUCAGACUUCCAAGGAGAAUGAAGCCAGGCUAGAAAUCGGAGUGGAUGUUUGAGAGCUGCUUUCCCAGGGAGGAGAAGGAGCCACAGGGUUUCUGUGCAGCCCAGGACAAUGGUUUUAUCUGCCCCAGUAAUAGCCCUGGGGGCUACCUUAGGGACUGCAACUAGCAUCCUUGCCCUCUGUGGUCUCACCUGCUUCUGCAAAUGCAAGCAACCUGGGAAAGGGCUCUCAAAAAAGGACCAAGAGGAGGAUGUGGAAAAUGCUAAGCCCAGUGUGCUUCAGCCAGUCCAGCAAUUCAACUUUAAGAAAACUGCUGAGCCAGUCCAGCCUUGAGCACACCUGAAUUUUCACCAUAUUUAUGGCCCCAAACCAGUAGUAACUUCACCUGAAAUUGUUAACUACAUGCAGUACUCCCUGAAAACAACAGAAGAACCAGCAACUGGAAAACUUAAUGGUUUGGAUGAGAACAGGAUGAAGAUACAAGUCAACGAAGAGCUCUUUGUUCUCCCUCAAAAUGGUGUAGUGAAGGACGUGUGUGUCAUAGAGCACUUGAAUCCCGAGAGGGUAGUCAGCUGUAACCAGGCCCCUGAGCUGCGCUACUCCCUGGUGUAUGAUCAACAAAAAGCCGAGCUGCAUGUGGCCCUCCUGGAAGCUAUGCAUGGAAGAAUGAGUAGGGACCAAGACGCUGGCUGCCAUUGCUAUGUACUGGGCACACUGGUGAGCAAGUCCAGUAUUGCUGAUGCCCAGACAGAGCUGAAGAAGAAGGUGCUUCACAGCCUCUGGGAGGAGAUCCUGCGAUUCCCAUUAGUGGAGGAGGAGAUGUCAGAGGGAACACUGACUUUCACUCUGAGAAACUGCGACAAGUUCUCCAGACACAGCAUUGUGGGGGAACUCAAAAUGAGCCUUGCUAACAUGGAGGAGUCCUUUGGGGUGGCCCAGUGGGAAUGCCUAAAGAUCCCAGAGAAGAAGCCAUCUACGGGCCAUGGGGAGGUUCUGCUCUCUAUCAGCUACCUGCCAGCAGCUAACCGACUGCUGGUGGUGAUUAUUAAGGCUAAGAAUCUCCACUCCAAGCAGCUGAAAGACCUACUUGGCAAUGAUGUUUCUGUCAAGGUGACACUGAGGCAUCAGUCCUUGAAGCUGAAGAAGAAGCAGACCAAAUGUGUAAAACACAAGAUCAACCCUGUGUGGAAUGAGAUGAUCUUGUUUGAGUUGCCUCCUGAGCUGCUACGUGCUUCUGGCAUGGAGCUGGAAAUGCUGAGCCAGGAUGGUGGUGGGCAGAGCCACGUGCUUGGCAAGUGCAGCCUGGGCUUGCACAUCACAGGCACAGAGAGGAACCACUGGGAAGAAAUGCUGCGGAACCCCAGGAGACAGAUAGCCAUGUGGCACCAGCUCCACAUGUAGGCUCAUAAUGAUUACUGCCAACCAGAUUUCCACCAGACCUCUGAGCCUCGCUGAAUAAGCUGCAUUUCACCUUCCACCUUCCCCUCCACAAAGUUCCUCAGGACAGCAUUCUUCUUACACCACCUUCUCUGAUUUUCCUGCCUCAUCCUAGCCCAGGAAACUGUCUGGAAAAUGUAUUAAAAGGACAAUCUCUCACCUAAUCAGGUGGUUCUCUCAAACAAGGGAUUUGGCUGUCUGGAUGACUUGAAUUAAUUUUAUUAGCCUGCCUACUGGAAUUUCUGUGAGGUCCCUGUUUCUGUAGAGGAGCAGAGGGGACCAAAGGUAUCAUAGAAAUGUAAGCCACUCCUUGACAUUCGGCACUGUCACCCAAGUCCCUUGGUGAGUGCUGGUUCCAUAAUCACAAACACGUGACAGACGUUUUACCAGUCACUGUUUUUCAUACUACUUUACAAAACUGUGAGAGAUGAAGAUCACAAAACUUAACUUUCACUGCAGACCCAAAGUAUCAGUAUAAAAGAGAGAGUGAAGCCAAUAUGCAGUAGAUGGAUACCUAGAAAAAAGAUACAGAACUAAGGGAGAAUAAAGGAAGAAGAGAGAGACAAGUCAACACUAUCAUCCUAUGUAGCCUUUGAAGCAAACACUGUCAAACAAGAAGUCAAAUACCUUCCCUUACUUUUGUUUCCUAGAGUGUUUGAUAUCUUGUAUUUAGGAUUCAGGAAAACUGCUGAAAAUAUGAACAUUUUGGGAUCCUUUAGCAGGAUACCUGUAUCUUCUAUCUUUCUACAGUGUCACCCAGGAAGACCCUAAACAUGGACAAAAAGUUAUUGUUGAUGUUCCCUCCAAAAACUUGGACCAAAACAUUCUGCUUACUGUCCACUUUUCUGUUUGGGUUUUUCUGAGCUAGAAAGUUUCAAAUAUUCUAAUUAUAUUGCAGGCAACAUCUAAGACUAGACAAAAGAAGUGGGAUCACUUCACACUCAGCAGUUGAUUGAUGGUUUUGGUUUGACAGUUAACUAUUGCACUCAAAUCCACAUGCCAGCAUUACUCGAAGACAACCCUUAAGAACUGCCAUGUAUUUCAUCACUUCCAGACAGAAUGAAUUCACUGACAAGACAGACUCUCCAGGGUUUGUUUUUUUGUGUGCACUUUCAAGAUUUGAUGUGGCUUAAAUGUUACUGUUUACUGUCCUUUUUUGUGUGUCUAGAUGGACUGAAAGUCUGUCAUUGGCAGUGAUGAUGUUAUAAACCCGUAAGUGUACUGCUUGUCCUAACAGUUUAUUUCAAGUCGUAGAUACAGCUUUAAGGGACUUGCAUGGAGACAAGGCAUCCAACAAUCUAAAACCAGAACCAUAGUUUGUAGCACUGAAAAACUCAGAGAACUUCAUUUUUUGCAGGGUCUGUUUGAUCCUCUGUUUAAUUCAAAAUAUUAUGCUAGGCUUUAUCUAGUAUCCAUCCCAUUUUGAUGACUUAGUCAAACAAGUCUAGUAGACUGUCAAGUGAAGGCUGGCAUCCUGUCGGCAAAGGGAAACCACCAGAACCAGUAUCUGAAAACUGGCUGAAGCACCAGGCACAGAUGGUUAUGAAUAGAGAAAUGAAGUUCAGCUGGAAGUCAGUCACUAGUAAUGACUGGGGCUGGUAGUGGCACUGACAUGAUUUAACAUUUUCAUAAAUGACCUGGACAAUGGGGCAGAGCGUGCCCUCAGCAAGCCUGCAGAUGACACAAAACUGAGUGUAGUGGUUGAUACACUAGGCAGUUGUGGUGCCCUUCAGAGGGGUGUGGAGAGGCUGGAGAAAUGGGCUGACUGGAACCUCCUGAAGUUCAACAAGGAGAAGUGCAAAGUCCUGCACCUGAGGAGGAACAGCCCCAUGCACCAGUGCAGGGCUGGGAGCUGACCAUCUGGAAAGCAGCUUUCCAGAAAAGGGCCUGGGUGUCCUGGUGGACACCAAGUUGAAAACGAGCCAGCAAUCUGCUCUUGCAGCAAAGAAGGCCAACAGUGUCUUAGGCUGCAUUAGGAAAAGCAUUGCCAGCAGGUCAAGGGGGAUGAUCCUUUCUCUCUACUCAGGACUGGUGAGGGCACAUCUAGAGUGCUGUGUCUAGUUCUGGGCUCCUAAGUGCAAGAAAGUUAUGGACUUACUGGAGAGACUGCAGUAAAAAGAUAAUUAAGGGACUGGAGCAUCUUCUGUAGGAGGGGCUGAGAGAUCUGGGACUAUUCAGCCUGAUCAAGAGAAGGGUCAGGAGGGAACUUAUCAAUAUAUAUAAAUAGCUGAUCUGGGAGAGGAGAAAAGAAGGUGGAGCCAGACUCUUCUCAGUGGUGUCCAGUGACAGCACAGGUGUCAAGGGCAAAAAUUGCAAUACAGGAAAUUAAAUUUAAAGACAUGGAAAAAGAAAACAAAAACCCCUUUUGGUCAAACAUUGGAACAAGUUGCCAAGAGACAUUGUUGAGAGUCUCCAUCCUUGGAGCCACUUUGAUGGGAUACAGCACUGAAAAACAUGCUCUAGUUUACCCUGCUUUAAGCAGGGGUGGGUUUGGACAAGAUGAUCUCCAGAGGUCCUUUCCAUCCUCAAUGAUGCUGUGAUUCUGUGAAGAGACCGACAAGGUUGAUGCAUACUGAAAAGUCUGUUGUGUUUACACUGCUAUUCCCUUUCUAGGUGGUGUAGCCAGGAGUUACAGGAUCAUUUUGAAGUGAGUGAUAAAAACAGCUUUGACCAAACAAACAAAGAAACAAACAGAAAAGCAAACUAUGCCAAUGAAUGUUAUACCCAGUGUUUUAAUCUCUGAUAUUGCUCCACUGGCUAGAGGGGAUUUAAACAAAAAGAGAAUUGACUCCUUGUUUUGCUCUAUGGGUGUUUGUUUAUUAACAAAAAGCUGUAGGAUACUAGUAAUAAAAUAGACACAGGGUUAUAGCUGAUAGUAAAUUCUUAAUAGUUGCUGUGUUCAUUAUUUGCCUGUAGAUAUUCCUAUGGAUUUGGAAUCACUAUUUCCAUUUAAGUGCAAAAUUCAUUGUGAUGUUGGCCUAUUCUACAGAUAGGUUCCUGUCAGUGCUGUGAUUCUUCCUUCUUUUUGGGUUAAUGAUAAGAAGGAUAACUUCAUGGUAUGAUGUUGUUUGGCUGGCAGGCUGGCACUGGAAAGCCUGAAGGGCCAAAUAUUUGCCUUGCUGCCAAGAGAUUUCUCUAGUUCUGCCUCCUGCUUGUUUUAAUGAGCCUUUUAUAACAUCUUGGUGACUGACUGUAAACAGCAUUAUCUACCUCUGCCCCUGGUGAUUUUGGCACACCCUGUAAAUAGAUAGUAAUACUAUAGCAUCUAAAGGAAUAGCCUCUCACAAUCUGAUUUUGCUGUGACAAAAUAAUGUCCUCUUUUACAGCAGAAAAAUACAUAUAUACACUACUUAACUGCAAAUCUGUCUUACAAGCAAACAGGUAAAGUGGUGCCAUCAGUGUUGAAGUAGGGUGUUGUUACCUCCUUUGCUGCAAUGGGAUUUAAAUGGGGAAGAGAGGAAGAUGAAAACGUAUGCACCUUUCCCGUAUGCAUCUUUUCCAGCUGGAUCAUUUUUGUUGUCUGGCAUUUUAGCCUGGAAAGAAUGUUUCUCACAUUCAGCACAGCCUGAACAAAGACUGCCAGGUGUUUAUUUAACGAGGCAGCCAUUUGCUGCACUGGGCCUGAAAGCAAGCAUGGUUAAGGGUGCUGGCUGUCCCAAACAGGAGGAAUGCUGCGUACGUGUGGUUCCGGAGGGGCAGGGAUGCUCAGCCCUGGCCCUUUUGAACUCUGUUAAUAGGAGCUGUUUGUCAUUGCAUUCCAGCGCCUGCCCAGGGUCCUGCCCUUAUCCCCCUGAACCUCCUGUAUCGCCUGUUUAGCAGUGCUUGUAUGCCCCUGAGCCCCAGCACACCAAGGGACAGAGGCGCUAAACUGGCCCAGGCAGAAAAACUGAUGGAGUUCUUGUGGUAGAUGACAAUGUCACAAAUAUAAAAGUGAACUAUUUGGAAAUGCUCAGUGCCAUCAUAUCAAGCACCUUCAGCAACAUGAGCUGUAAAAGUAUCACUUAAGGGCAAUAUGGCCAGAGACCAGAGCCAGACAGCCCCAUGGUUUUCAGCUCCUGAAGCUGUAAAUACAGCAGCAUCAGGGAGCACCACAAACAUAUUUUAAUUUAAAAGGUGCUGCUUAUAAACUGCAUCAUAAGAGAAGAAGCAAAAAACCAGUUAUGGAAGUGAAUGUUCUUAAGCUACAUGUGUGAUCAACAAUAUCCAUUAGAUUCCCCAAUGGCUAUUCAGUGGUUGAACUGAUUAUUUUUCCUUCUAUAACCCAUUAACAUGAAGAAGCUGGAAGAGAGGAGACUGUAGGGAGGAAGGAAAAAAAAAGGGGGGGAGGGCAGUAUACCUGGUCAGAAUGAACAACCCUUUUCACAAAGGGCCAGAGACUUGGGAGUUUAAGGACAGGGAUCCACAACCCUUGACAGAAACCAAACAACACGACUGCUGUAAAUCAGAAUGAGAAAUGCAGCUCCCAUAUUGUAUUCAGCAUCACCUGCGAGAGGUGGUCUCCUGCUGUGGCCUCUGUUCAGACAAGGGGACUGAGAGGCCAGAGAAAUAACUUGUGACUACGUUAAGGAGUUACUUGGUUAAAAUAUAGACAGUAGCCAUAUAUUGUUCUGCCUCGACCUGCCCUCAGAGCUGUAUCUUCCCAGAGAAAUGCUCUAGUUUGAUUUUAGGCCAUUUGUGCUACAGUAGAAGAGAUUAAAAAGUGCACAGGUCAUGGAUAGUCUCAGCCCCAUUCCUCAGCUGUAAUGGGGAGUCGUUGCAGCUGGUGCCUGUAAGAGUAACACUUUCAGUGCACAGUUUCCCCCUCAUUUAUUGUCCCAAAUAGCCUUGCAUGGUAACAGGAACCCUCUUUGCUUUGCAAAGAUGUAAUACACCAGAAAUUUAUGGAAAAUUCCGUUCAACAGGGCUGGGAAAAUUUUCAGGCUCAUCUAUUCUCCCAGGCAUUACUGUGCUUUCAACAGCUUGAACAAAAGUACUUUGUAUUUUGCUAGCAUUUUUCAUCAGUAUUAUCUGGCAGUAGUGUCCAAAUACACCUUUUUUUCCCCCAGAAUGGAGGAGGUGGUAAUCUAGGUUCUAGAAAUGCAGUCCAAGGUUUGCCCAAAUUUUUCUUAUAUCUGAGAUGAGUUGAGCACAGUGAUAUUUAGCAGGAACUGGGAGCUAAGGUGGCUGGGAUCAUGCUUCUUGCACUCUUUUGAAGGUCAGUUCGAAGUCUGAUUGAAAUGAAGGGCAGCGCCUUGGCAUAAUUUUUUAUGUGUUUCAAAAUUUAACUAGGUCUCAAAAUGUAUUUGGUUCAUUUGCUGAAAGAUAAGCAUGAUGAGUAAAUACUAAUACUUGACAGUUUAUAUUGUUUCUUCUAUUGGUAAUCAAAUUGCACAAGAAUAGUAGCAAAGUGAAAUAGUGCUUUGUGGUCUUCCAGCAUGAGAAGGCUUUUCUGGUCCUUUAGUGUCCCAGUGUGUUUAUUGUCCAGGGCCAGAUAUUAUUUGUCAUGGUUUCUAUAUUGUUCACACAGUCCAAAGCACAAAAACAGAUCAUGAAGCUCGGCCACUGUGUCUAAUGUUACAGCACAACAGGUAAAUC